Molecule: messenger RNA, 2292 nt
Organism: Thermothelomyces thermophilus ATCC 42464
Lineage: Eukaryota; Fungi; Ascomycota; Sordariomycetes; Sordariales; Chaetomiaceae
Product: Dehydroquinase class I-like protein
Exons: 1
Coding region: 1-2292 (763 amino acids)
Molecular function (GO): 3-dehydroquinate dehydratase activity
Source: RefSeq, a predicted model, not a curated record
AUGGCGGCGGUGCAGCAAUUGGAGCCGGUCCCGACACCGGCUGCACGGCCGCAGAGUAUAGCUGACAGCCCUUUCACCAACAACGGUGACACGGAGCGCGCGUCACCACCCGCCCAGCCCGGCAUUUCAUUGUGCAGCGAGCCCCAGAGAGGAGACACCAGGAUCGUCGUCAUCAUGUUUGGCAAGGGCCAGGAGAAGAUCGUUUCUGUUUUCGCCGAGGUUCUGGGGAAACCGUCAAAAAUGAAGCCUCGCUUCGAGAGUAUCACCAAAGACGACCAGGGUUGGGUAAUUGGCAUUCCGGCAGAUAGCGCCAAGGACGACAUUGCGACGCGGGACAGAGGACUCGUCGUUGCUAUCAAUGCCCAUUGCACCGGUCUGGGAAUGCCUCCCGACGUCUAUCUUUCAGCUCAGUGCGAUUACGAGUUUCUCUACACCGAGUCCCCCUUCUUUCGCAGGGAUCUUGCCCGCUUCACCUCACAUAUCCUCGGCCAGAUAUGUCACCACAGAGCGCUCAUGGCAAAGCCCAGGACCUUCAUCAUCUCGACCACGUUCCCGGACGUACAUGCCGCCUUGCCCAACAUCGACAUCCUGACUGUCGGCGCUGAUGCCAUCGAGAUCCGCGUCGACCUUCUCAAGGAGCCCCUGGGGGACGGGACUUACUCCGAGAUUUCCAGUCUCAGCUAUGUCGGAGAGCAGCUCAUGUUGCUCAGGCAGAGGACCGAGCUGCCCAUCAUCUUCACGACGAGGUGCACCAAUGAGAACGGCCGGUUUCCGAUGGACAAUCCGGGGCUGUACUACGAGUACCUGUAUCGGGCUCUGCAAUGGGGCGUCGAGUAUCUUGAUGUUGAGCUUUGGCUUCCCGAGAGCAUCCGGAAGAAAUUGUACGAGCAGCGUGGGAACAGUCGCAUCAUGUCCGCUUUUCACGACUUCUCCGGGACCUUCAAAUGGACCUCGGAACGGGCCGAGUCGAUUUUCCUCGAAUCACAACGCUACGCCGACUGCGUCAAGAUGAUUGCCAUCAUCAAUGACCACAACGAAAACUUUGAGCUCGAGUAUUUCCGGUCCAAGAUCAAGGCAAAAUAUCCCGACUCGGUUCCAUUGUCUGCCGUCAACAUGGGCGAGACGGGCCAAUUCUCGCGGACGCUCAACAAGGUCUUCACGCCAAUCACUCAUCCUCUUCUGCCCAUCAUCGCGGCUCCGGGACAGAUGAGCGCCGCCGAGAUCAACCAGGCGCUGGCGCUGCUCGGGCAAUUGCCCAAAAAGAACAUGUACGGCAUCACGAGCCCGGCGAUGCGCAGCGUGACACCUCAGGCCCCUUUCUACGAAAAGUGCUUUAACGAGCUAGGUUUGCCCCAUCAGUUCGCCGUCGUGGAGUGGCAGCCAAAAGGGCCCGGUUGUAUCGGGACGUGGUGCAACCAGAAGAACUUUGGCGGGGCUUACUUCAACCCAGCGGUUUCUCUCAAGAGCCUGGCGACCCAUAGCGACUUCCUCGCGUCCCUCAAUAACGGGGCCGGGCCUACCGUCAGCGAAGCUGCUCGACUUAUCGGCAUGGUCGACACCAUCGUCGUGCGGCCCGCCCCUUCGAGCGCCCCGACGUCCGCGCCGUCGUCGAUACCGUCGAGCCCUCCGCGCCACAAGAACGGGGAUUCGUACAGCGCCCUGGGUCCGUCCCAAUCAGGCCUCCCUCCUAACACCACGCUCGUCCUCGACAACGCUUCCUGGAAGGGCAUCUUGAGCACACUAACCCGCGAUUUUGCCCCGUCAGCCUACUUCGGAUGCGCCGCCGUCGUCCUCGCCUCGUCUGCCGAAGACGCCGCUAGCGCCCUCUUCGCCCUCAAGGCCCUCAAGGUCGGCAAGGUCUACACGGUCGGGUUCAAGACGCCCCCGGCAUUCGGCAAAGACCUCCUCAUCGAGCCCUUCACAAGCCUCGAGAGCAUUCAGAGAGCGCGCACCGUUGGCGCGAACGGUUCCAAUGUCGGGACAGGCACGGGUUCGCCAUUCUUGGUCGUCAGCGCCCUAGGGCCGGAAAAGAGCACGCUCGUGGGGAUGCUGGUGCGGCUGUUCGGCACAAGGGGCUCAGGGACCGAUUCCCGAAAGGUGUUUUUGGAUCUCGCGGACCGGCCGGCCUCAGCGAAGGGCGACCCGGCCCUGAUUGCCGAGCGGAGCGGGUUUGCGGCUUAUGGCGCUGCCGACGUUACGGCCUUCACCACGGUGGAAACGCUACGGCUGCUGGUCGGGCAGAAUGUUCCGUACAGCUUUGUGAGAUUAGCCAGUGGUCGAACGCUGUUUUGA